Molecule: messenger RNA, 4040 nt
Organism: Paralichthys olivaceus (Japanese flounder)
Lineage: Eukaryota; Metazoa; Chordata; Actinopteri; Pleuronectiformes; Paralichthyidae
Product: prickle-like protein 1
Molecular function (GO): zinc ion binding
Source: RefSeq, a predicted model, not a curated record
UCAGAGACACUCCAGAUAGAGACGUCACCUCGCCGCCCUCCCUCCUUGCUCUUUGGAACUUAAAAGUUUUGGACGGCUAAAUGAGUUGUUGAGAGAGACCAAACCCCCCCCUUCACCACAACUGACUUUCAAAAAGCCUGAGACAUUAGGGGGGUGUGGAUCUGUCCAGACUGAGCAGGACCUGGAUCUGAUUAGAGCUUGAUGCUGCAGACAUGUAAGCUCCGCGGGACCAGGACAUUGUGCUAGUGAAUGAGAGCUUUCUAUAGAGGUGGAAACAGAGAUGCUUUACCUUGAGCGUUCGCGUGUGAUGAAUCUGGAGCGCAGUGAGAGAGGGGAGCGUCCUCCUCCUCGAGGCCUGGAUAUGGAGGCCCGUGCUGGUGGAAAGAUGGGGAAGAUAUCUGUGGGCUUCCAGAGGAGCUCCACCUCUGAUGACGACUCCGGGUGUGCGCUGGAGGAGUAUGCGUGGGUGCCACCGGGCCUCCGGCCUGAGCAGGUCCAAAUGUAUUUUUCCUGUCUGCCGGAGGACAGGGUGCCGUACGUCAACAGCCCCGGAGAGAAGCACAGGAUUCGACAGCUCCUCUACCAGCUGCCGCCGCAUGACAAUGAGGUGCGUUAUUGUCAUACUCUGUCAGAGGAGGAGAAAAGGGAGCUCCACAUGUUCAGUGCCCAGAGGAAGAGGGAGGCACUGGGGAGAGGAACACCCAAGAUCCUGCCUCGAGCUCUGCAACACACCCGCUGUGAAAAUUGCAGCGGAGGCAUCAAUGGAGGGGAGAUGGCAAUUUUUGCCUCCAGAGCAGGGCCGAGCCCCUGCUGGCACCCAGCGUGCUUUGUGUGUGCCACGUGUCAAGAGCUGCUGGUGGAUCUGAUAUAUUUCCACCAAAAUGGCAAAGUUCUCUGUGGAAGACACCACGCUGAACUUCUUAAACCAAGAUGUUCUUCUUGUGACGAGAUCAUCUUUUCAGACGAGUGCACUGAAGCGGAGGGUCGCCACUGGCACAUGAAACACUUUGCCUGUUUCGAGUGCGAGAUCAUGCUCGGUGGUCAGCGCUACAUCAUGAAAGAUGGCCGGCCCUAUUGCUGUGGCUGCUUUGAGUCCCUGUAUGCAGAGUACUGCGAGGCCUGUGGUGAAAACAUUGGUGUCGAUCACGCCCAGAUGACCUAUGAAGGUGUACAUUGGCAUGCCACAGACCAGUGCUUCUGUUGUGCACAGUGCAAAACAUCCUUGCUUGGCUGUCCCUUCCUUCCAAAGCAAGGUCGCAUCUAUUGCUCAAAGGCCUGUAGCCAGGGAGAAGAUAUUCAUGCCUCUGACUCUUCAGAUUCUGCCUUCCAGUCAGCCCGCUCACGUGAAUCACGGCGCAGCGUCCGUAUGGGGAAGAGCAGCAGACCUGCAGAGCAGUGGAGACAGUCGCAGCUGUUUAAUCCCCCUGCGACCAUCCCAACGUUUGAGUAUAAGAUUGGGAAUGGUGAGGGUGAUGGACAUGCUGAUGGCGACGCUGACAUCAUGGGUCGUAAGCUGGCCCAUCUCAGCCUAGAGGAGAGGUUCUGGAGGGAGCGGGAGGAGCAGGAUGCUUGUGGCGAGGAGGACCCAGAGGAGUGGGCGCAGCAUGAAGACUACAUGACUCAACUGCUGCUCAAGUUUGGUGACCGGGGGAUGUUACACCAACUUCAGCAGCCACCCGUAAAAUCUCCCACCCCCAGCUGCGACAGAAAUGGGCACAUAAGUGUCUCUGAUCCAUGGUUAAAGCCUGAUUCUACAUCAAUGGGGGUUGCCGCCUCCUCUCCCACCCCUGUCAGUCCCACCCAAAGCCAGACUUCCAGUCAAUCCCGAGCCAACAGCCUUAUUAGUCCUGGUCUGAUAAGCAAGAAACACCUGCCUGAAAUGUACUGGGCCCAGUCCCAGGAUGGGUUGGGAGACUCUGCCUAUGGGAGUCAUCCGGGUCCUGCCAGUGCCAGAAAAAUCCAAGAAUUGGAAUUGGAUCAGGACCAAUCUGGCACAGGAAGACAGGCCUGCUGGCCAGACACAAGGCAGUGGUAUGAAGACUCCCUUGAGUGCAUUGCUGACGAGCUGAGGAAGGUUGAGCAGGGUGUUGGAGACUCCAUGGACUCCCUGGCACUCUCAAACAUCACUGGUGCAUCCGUGGACGGCGAUGGCAGAGAUAGACCUGUAGUCUACACCCUUGCCAUGCAGGAUCCCUCGGUGGCAGAUGACUGCGAGAAGAUGAGCAACAUGGGAACCUUUAACUCAUCUCAUCACCAUAGUAACAACUCACUGAACCUUAUCAUGGAGAAGGGAGACCAGGAGGAGGUAGCACUGGCAAUGAGGGGAGGUGCACCAGGAGGACUUCUCGCACUGUCCCCACAUUCUGAAGGUCUCCCUGCCUCCUUUGUCCAUGCCCCAGCUCUGAGGAGAAGCAAGUCCCAAUCCAGGCCUCCUCAGAUGGUUAAGUUCUCAGAAGACACCGUGGACAAUGGAUACAAUGACGGGUUUGAUGUCAGUAUUAGAAAGCAUCCCAUGAGUGAGAAGCCACAGCGGAGGGUGUACUGCCCAGAGGAGAUGGGCCGAGAGAGAAGCCACUCUACAAGCCACUAUGGGCGCAGCAGACAACACCGCCACCGGCAAGGCAGACACCACAGGAGUCGCAAAGCCCGCUCGGACAACGCCCUUCACAUGGUUCCCUUGGACAAAGCGCAGAGGCCGUACGAGCCCCCGCAGCAGGGUCUGCUAAACCCUCCAUGUGGUGCUAUGCUCUUACCGCACCCCUCACACAGGCUGCCCCUGGCCUACUCCCAAACUCGAUCUGACUAUAUGCUUCAGGGCGCAACGCAAGGAGACCCACGGGUCGAACAUUUCAUGGGUCUCCACAGAGAUGAGGAAGACUGGUGCUCUACUUGCUCUUCUUCAUCAUCAGACUCCGAGGAGGAGGGCUUUUUCCUGGGUCAGCCAAUCCCUCAGCCUCGACCGGUUGGGCGUUACUACGCUGAGGACUUCCCCACAAGGGUUACAGCCCUCUCCUCCCAGAUUCAUGGCUCACAGACUGGUCGCAGGAAGAGCCACCGCUCUAAAAAUUGUAUCAUCUCUUAACAGUUCAGUUCAUCACUUUGUGACCUGCACUGUACAAAGUAAUAUCAGAUUUUCAGAUGGUUUACACAGGUCAAGGUUUUAGAAAGGCAGUUACAAACAACACAUGAGCACAAACUGUAUUAUGUGCCGAUAUAAGGACAUGUCAAGAGACAUAUCAUUUUAGGUCAUACUCUACUGAAAGAAGACAUUUUUAACUGUAACUGUUGAGCAAAUAAAAGACCAAUUAUGUGCAACAAACAGUUAUAAAAUAUUUGUGUAUGUGCGAUUUUGGCCUAGAUACGUGGUGUAUUUAAAUUGUAGCACUAAUAAGAUGCAUGGACAUUUGGAAGCCUUUCUUUAACCGACAGAAAUUAUGGAGUGGAGACAUUUUUCUUUCUUUUCAGCAAUUGCUGAAGUUGUUUUAAAAACGUUCAUGUAAGUUUUGCAGCGAUAUCUUUGUGUGCAUUAAAAUGGCAACACUGUUGUACACAGAGGCUGAUAAAAGUAGAAAAUAGAGACUAACCAAAUAAUUAUUUAAUGCAUAAUAGUACAAACUGAUGAUGUAUAUACUAAGUUAAGAUUUUAAUACUGCUAUUUUUAUAUCCGUGUUUUAAGAAUUGUUUCUUUUGAAGUGAAUGAUUUAUUCAAAAAAUAGCAGUUGUUAUGGUAAACGAAGAGACCUCGAUAAUAUUUUAGGAGAAACAACAAAGAAGGUGCCACAUGAUGAGCUGUGUUUUUCACAGUAAAGUGCCAUGUUACUUGGUAACAAUGUCUAUUUUAAACAUAUAUUCCACGAUGCUCACUGUUGGUGUAUAAAAUAUAAAGAGAAUGGCAGUAACACCCACAUUGUUUCAUACUCAGACCAAGUGUUAGCUACCCUCGCUCAGACAUAACCACCUGAAUGCUUUGUGCUGUAAAGAUGCUUGUAAUAAAUAAUGUUUUUUCUCCAAAGAUUCAAAAAAAAUGUUUUGACAUUCUU